Molecule: messenger RNA, 468 nt
Organism: Prunus armeniaca (apricot)
Lineage: Eukaryota; Viridiplantae; Streptophyta; Magnoliopsida; Rosales; Rosaceae
Source: the annotation of a GenBank genome assembly
AUGCCCUCUCACCACAGCGCCCCGGUCCAGCCUAGGCUCGGCAAGGGUAAGGGCCCUCUUUACCCAGCGACAACUAAGUUGCGGCUCCUUCACAUCUCCCCACCUAAGGAUCGGCCCCAUGAACCGGUGAAGGUCUACAAGGAUUGCAGGGACCGUAUCUUAGACCUUCAGAUAGACCCAAUCCCUAUAUCCAUUAAGCCCAAAGACCCAAGGGUGGAACACCUAAGCCCCCCACCGAAGCCUAAUCAAUUACCAGCAGGAGAAGGUGCACGUGACUCGGAGAAUUUGGGGCGGUACUACUCCGAAGACUACGAGUCUUAUCACACUGAGGCGUUCAAAGAAUAUGAACCUUCCCCAGCCCCUAGCCAGCCUUCAGCACCCGAGCCCCUCCCGAAUGGCGAUCUGGCCAUGAGGCUUUUCUUUGAGAAGGUUCGACAUUUGGAGAAUGAGCAACACCGCAGUCACUAG